This is a messenger RNA of Brassica oleracea var. oleracea, 910 nucleotides long. RefSeq names its product RING-H2 finger protein ATL40-like. Bases 112 to 696 code for a protein of 194 amino acids. The transcript has a single exon. The record is from RefSeq and is a predicted model, not a curated record. Lineage: Eukaryota; Viridiplantae; Streptophyta; Magnoliopsida; Brassicales; Brassicaceae.
ACAUAUUCUAAUGCUUGGUAGAAUAAAAUAAAAAAAGUCAGAUAAUCAUCAGAAAUUUUACAUAAUUACACAACUAAGAUCUCUUCAACCUCCUCAUUACUUGUUAUAAUCAUGAGCUCUGAUAACAGAGAUGAUGAUCAUUUCGACCGUUCGUUCUGGCAAAACUCGACUUCUUACGAUGGCACCAGCAAGAUCUUACUUCUCACCAUCGUUACUUUCUCUAUCAUUAUCCUCAUCGUCUUUGUGUAUCAUCUUUACGCUAGAUUCAUCCUCCACCGCCGUAGAUCAACCUUCCAAGGCCUCUCCUUCUCCGUCGUGUCUCAGCCGCCCAUACGUGGUCUCGACAAACUUGUCAUUGCAUCUCUCCCUACAUUCGUCGUUGGAGUCAACGGUGGUGAUGUCUCGGCCACGGAAUGUGCGGUGUGUCUAAGCUUGUUGGAGGAGAAAGAUACGGCGAGGAUGUUACCAAACUGCAAGCACGUUUUCCACGUGACAUGCGUUGAUACAUGGCUCACCACGUGUUCCACUUGUCCUGUUUGUCGAACUGAAGUCGAGCCGAGUCAAAGGCUUGUGCCUGAGCCAAGAGAAGGACCAGCUGGCGGCGGUGCAUCGCCGUUAGAUUUAACGGCGGCAUCUUCGUCGGAUAAUAAAACUCGCGUUGACCAAGAUCGUGUAUUGGACCUAGAAAGACAAUGAAUAGAUACACAUACCACGAUAGUUAAAUCUAUAAUUUAUGUACAAUAGUACUCUUGUUCCUUCGUAAUUUUUAUUGUCUUACUAAAAUAUUUUGUAAUGUGUAAAUCUUUUGUAUGUUACUGUAGGAAAUGCACAUUAUAGUACAAAACCAUUUGUUGAUUAACGUGUGAAAAAUAUAAGAAGAAAAAGGUGUUGAACUUGUAAUAUUUUCAAA